This is a messenger RNA of Chelonus insularis, 1777 nucleotides long. Its product is annotated as serine protease inhibitor 88Ea-like. Gene Ontology annotation, molecular function: serine-type endopeptidase inhibitor activity. Lineage: Eukaryota; Metazoa; Arthropoda; Insecta; Hymenoptera; Braconidae. The transcript is spliced from 4 exons. The coding region runs from base 353 to 1681 and encodes 442 amino acids. The record is from RefSeq and is a predicted model, not a curated record.
UGCUUUUGCUACCUGUUUUGAAAAUGUGUCAUAAUUUAUUUUAGUUGGGUUGUAUUUUUUUAUUUCUAAAGUAAACGCUUUCGCUUGUUAAGCAAUUUACAUAUUCAUGAGAUCCUCAUAUUGUCACUACAUGUACCCACGAUAUGACAUUGUAAAUGGCUUCAAGUUUAUUGAGAGUUGUAUUUGAAGAGGGAAGAAAAGAAAGUGGGGAUAGGAUGUUCAACAAGCCGGUUUUAAAGUUUCUCUUCUGACGUUUAUUCAGUUUUACUUUGCCAUUGGCUAAAUACUGUAUCAUUUUUGUGUCUCGACGUUUUGUUUUGCAUAUUUUUGUAUCCCUAUCUGAGUUAUUCUCAUGGCCAAGUUACAAGCAAUCUCGGCUCUAAGCCUACUUUUAAUAGGCUCCGUUUUGGAGGGUACAUUAGCACAAUGCAUCACCGACAAUGAUGCAGCAGGAGCUAUAGCACCUGACACAAAUGAGCUCAUGGUAAAGGGCAAGAUUUCUUUCGCAUUGGAUGCUUUGAAAGAAGCAGCUUUGAUUGAGUCUGAAGAUAAUCUUUUCUUCAGCCCUCAUAGUCUUUAUGAAGCUCUGACAUUAGCUUAUUUUGGAGCUCGUGGAACUACAGAAGAAUCUUUGAAACGAGCUCUUAGAAUACCUGAAAGUCUUUCUAAACGAGAUGUUUGGGGAAAUUAUAUAAUUGAAAAAUCUUUCAAACUGAUGAAUAUUUCAACUGAUUAUGAAUUCAACACGGCUAACCGUUUAUGGAUUAGUGAUAAGAAGAAGAUAAGGGAAUGUAUGUUAGACUUUUUUGGUAGCGAAUUACAGCAAAUGGAUUUUAAAGCCAACCCAGAAGGUGCUAGGAAUCAGAUUAAUGAAUGGGUUAGUAAUAUUACCAAAGGACACAUCCAGGAUCUUCUUGCAACAGAUGCUAUUGCUGAGGAUACUGACUUGGUACUUACAAAUGCUGUAUACUUCAAAGGACUUUGGGCUCAAAAAUUCGAUCCAGCCAGCUCUGCUAGAGCUAUUUUCUUCGGAUCUAAAGACUCAUUGGUUACGUUCAUGAACCAAAAAGGUUCUUUUAGUUUUACUGUGUCAGAAGACUUGGGAGCUCAUGUAAUUGAAUUGCCUUACAAAGGUAACACCAUUUCCAUGUUCGUAUUUCUACCUCCUUUUGUAACAAACAAAAUGCAGAGAGAUUUAACAGCUAACGAAAGAAAUAAGAACCGCAUAAACCAAUUAAUUGAAAGAAUGACAAACACAGAAAAAGGAAUUGAAGAACUUUAUGGAAUCUUACAACGAGGAAUGUUGGAAAGAGAAGUCAGACUAUCAAUUCCUAAAUUCAGUAUUGAAAAAGAGCUUCCAGUAACACAACUUUUCCAUGCUUUGGGAGCUGGAGAAAUUCUAACACCAGGACGAGCUGAUCUCCGAGGUUUUUUGAGUAGUGCUGAAGAUAAUUUGCAUCUUGGUGAUGCAGUUCAUCGAGCUAAAAUUGAUUUGACUGAAGAAGGAACGACAGCAUCAGGUGCUACAGCAAUUUUGAGCUUCCGUUCCAGCAGACCGACUGAACCUGUUACCUUUAAUGCUAAUCAUCCAUUUGUCUACCUCAUCUACGAUAAACAAUCACGAUCAAUUAUUUUCACUGGAAUUUAUCGUACACCAACAUCACCUGGGGCAGCUGCAUGAGUUCAAUAAAAAAUACAAAACUAUUUGAUAAAAUUAUAAUAGUAGUACAAGUUUUAGAUUUAUUUGAAUAAAUUGCUUAAAUUGUAAGGUUGAUUA